Messenger RNA from Chrysochloris asiatica (Cape golden mole), 681 nucleotides. It is a transcript of the gene FBXL22, whose product is annotated as F-box and leucine-rich repeat protein 22. Bases 1 to 681 code for a protein of 226 amino acids. The transcript has 2 exons. Gene Ontology annotation, molecular function: protein binding. The record is from RefSeq and is a predicted model, not a curated record. Lineage: Eukaryota; Metazoa; Chordata; Mammalia; Afrosoricida; Chrysochloridae.
AUGCACAUCACCCAGCUCAACCGGGAGUGCCUGCUGCACCUCUUCUCCUUCCUGGACAAGGACAGCAGGAAAAGCCUGGCCAGGACCUGCUCGCAGCUCCAGGACGUGUUUGAGGACCCCGCACUCUGGCCCCUGCUGCACUUUCAUUCCCUCACAGAACUCAAGAAGGACAACUUCCUGCUGGGCCCGGCACUCAGGAGCCUCUCCAUCUGCUGGCACUCCAGCCGAGUGCAGGUGUGCAGCAUUGAGGACUGGCUCAAGAGCGCCCUCCAGAGGAGCAUCUGCAGCCAGCAUGAGAGCCUGGUCAGUGACUUCCUCCUCCAGGUGUGCAACAGGUGCCCUAACCUUGCGUCUGUCAGCCUUGCCGGCUGCGGCCAUGUCACCGACGACUGCCUGACGCGCCUGCUGUACUGCUGCCCGCGCCUGCGCGCGCUACGGCUGGAGAACUGCGCGCGCAUCACCAACCGCACGCUGGCGGCCGUGGCGGCUCACGGGCGCGCGCUGCAGACCCUGCACGUGGACUUCUGCCGAAACGUGAGCGCGGCCGGCCUACAUCGCCUACGCGCCGCGUGCCCGCGCCUGACGCUGCGCGCCGAGCACAGCGCAGCCAUGAUCCCGGACCAACUCCCGCGCGGCGCGACCUCGCCGGGCACGGCCUUCCGCAAGCUACUGCUUCGCUAG